GAGAGAGAGAGAGAGAGAGCUGUUUACAUAGUAAUACACAACUCCUGGGCCAAAGUAAAACGAGAGAGAACUUGUUUGGAAGAAUGCUGUCAUUCCUUUUCCAGACUGAAACGCACAGGGGGAGGGUCUAAUAGCUGGAAAGGGGAAGAGCGAAAGAGAAGUUACCGUUACAGUCAACUCUUACUUACUCUUACUCAGCCUGGACCAAGAGAAAAAAGGAGAACAAAAGGAAGAGGGGGAAGGAAAACGGAGAUACGCGUUGCAGCUGUAUUAACAGGAUAAAUACACAAAAUGGAGGACUCCAGCAGCAGUAAGCCGUUCAUGAUGACAUCCUCUUUGAACUUCAAAGUCACCACCCCGUCCUUCUAUAACCAGCCAAAGAAGUUUGCCUCUGUAGCACCACCACGGCCCAAAAGUGUGACGCCUCCCUCGGCUCCAUCACCUACACCUAUAGGCACAGCUGUGAUUGGUCGAGUGGGAGAUCUGCCUCCGCUUCCCACUUUGCUCUGUGAUGACUUCCCACCCCCUCCUCCUCCUCCACCUGAUGAUGAUUUGCCAGCCCCUCCCCCUGAAUGCCAAACCACACUCAAUUCCUUUGAGGUCCCUCCUCCCGCCUUCCCUGCUCCACCUCCAGUGGCAGAUGACCUUCCCCUCCCAGCUCCACCUGAGGAGAGGGCCUGUCCAGCCUCUUGCCCGUCUCCCCCUCCUCCCCCACCCCCUCCUCCUCUCCCUGCCUCCGGUACCAGUAUUCCCAGUGCAGCUGGAAACCCACCGAGACUGGUGCAGAAGCAGACUAGCUUCGACAAACAACUUGACUCUCUAACCGAUUUGCUGUCUGAGAUGGAGACCAGGGGACCUUUCAACCCUAAGUUACCGAGCCAGUAUUCGUCAGCAGCAGCACCUAAGGCCCCUGCUCCUCCCCCAACCGCUCCAAAACCAGCUCUCUCGUUCCUCCCCCCUCCUGAGAUGGGAGAUCGCCCACCUCCAGCGCCCUGGGCAGAAGAACUCAAAGCCAGAACAAACCGACAAGCCAAUCACAACUCUGCACCAAACUCUGCUGCUCAGCCGUUUGCUAAGGCCCCGGCUGUGGCUCCCAAGUCAGGUUUUGGAGGGAGAACGGCAACAUCAUCAACCUCUCUGGCACAAAAACUGAACCAGAACCUACACCAGAACAUCAACCCUAUCGAUGUUGCACCAAAACCUUCGCCUCCCUCUGCCACCAGCUCUUUUCCUCCACCUCCUACAGCUCCCCCUGCACCUCCUACUCCACCAAACAAUAUGGGGGCCGCCUCACACUCUAGUAACAUAAAGAGUUCUCCCUUUGCCAGUCAUGUGAAUGCAAACCAAAACCCUCACGCUGCUGUGCCUCCUCCUCAACCCAAGAUGACAUCUCCCCCCUCCUCUUUUAACCAACCAAUGAAAACUCCCCAUGCGUCACUGCCCUCUCCACCUGUCCCAGUGCCUAUCCCAGGUGGAGGCGUUCCGCUGAAUAUGAGGGAAGUGGAGGAGCUGGAGAGAAUGACCAAGGACUUCAUUAAAGAUAUGGACACACACGCACCUGUUAUCACCUCCCAUCCUACAGAGGUUUGUGGGAAGUGUGGCGAGGCUCUGUCUCGUACCCAGCCAGCAGUGAGGGCCAUGGAUAAACUCUUCCACUCCAACUGCUUCUGUUGCAUUGGCUGUCAUCGCCCCCUGCAGGGCAUGCAGUUCUAUGACAGGGAUGGUGCACCUCAGUGUGAGGACUGCUAUAUGAGUUCCCUGGCUGUGUGUUCCCGAUGUGGGGAGAAGAUCACAGACCGCGUGCUGAAGGCGAUGGGCCAGUGUUUCCACUCCCACUGUUUCCGCUGCACCACCUGUUCCUGCUCACUUGAGGGGGCGCCCUUCAUCACUGAUGACAACAACAACCCCUACUGUGUCCAGGAUUACCACAGGCGUUUCUCCCCUCUGUGUGUGAGCUGCAAUGAACCCAUUAUUCCUGCCCCGGGCAGCGAGGAGACAGUUAGAGUGGUGGCUCUCGACAAGAACUUCCACCUUAAGUGUUACCGUUGUGAGGAUUGUGCUCGCCCUCUCUCCAUAGAAGCAGAUGAAAAUGGCUGCUAUCCAUUGGAUGGUAGGAUCUUGUGUAUGAAGUGCCACACCCAGCGAGCCAAAAAAGCUGUGCAGUGAUUGGCCGAAACAACGUGACUCAGAUUAACUAUGAACCAAAAUCCAAAAGCACAGGAUUCAUUCAAGCUGCCGUUUUGCCUUUGCAGCAGGGCUUUAUUCAGUAUAUGUGCGCAGGUGUGAGUGUGAAUGUGCUGUGUGAAAAGGUAUGUUUGCAUGCAGAUUCAGUGUAGUAUUCCCCAUCUUUGUUCACUUAACUUCAGUGCAGAAGUAAUGUACUGCAUUGAAAUAAACUUCCCACAACCUUUUAUUCCCAAUCUCAAACUCUCCAAUGUCCCUCUUUGUGUACUAGAACAAAUUUUUUGUGCCAAUACUAUGUUUACGCUAAGGUUUUCAGCAUAACUUGCACAAGAGUUUUGUCAAAAGAGCAGUCUGAUGAAUAUAAAGUUGCCUUUCUUUGUCACUCGCCUCAGUAUUGUUAGUAGCAACAUAUACUGAGAUAUUUCCAUCGUAAGACUUUCACUGUCUGGUCUCUUUCCUUAUGCUACAUUGUUGUUACUGAGACAGAUUGUUACCAUAGGGUGAGGAGUACCAGAGGCCUCCCAUUUGACCACUCUGCAGAUUUCACCACUCUGGUUGGCUAUUGUGUAGAGCAUAUCUUUCACACUUUGGCAGUUGUGCCUGCAAGCAUGGUUUAUUAUGCUUUUUCUGACUACGUGAAGUGCUUUUUAUUAGCCAUCUAAUCCUACAGCAUUUUAAAGUCGACUAGGGCUAAACUUUGACUGCAAAAAAGAUAAACAGUGAAUGUUGCUCUUAGUUUUUUUGUGAUGUGAAUUUAUUAAUACACAGGCAUGCAUCUUGUUAGUCUCUCUUCUAUGAUAAUGAAUUGAUCAUCACAGACUGUAAAAGGGCAAGAUUAGAACAAAAAAUCUGCCAUUUUCUUCUCAAGCAGUUUAAAGCUGAAACAGUGUAUUUUUAGAUGCAUGCUUUUUGGAUGCACAAAUUAUGAACAAACAAGCAAGCACAGAUUCCAUUUCAGGGAUCUCAUAUUUUAAAAAACAAUGAGGUUAUAAAUUGCAACUGCAUGGUUGAAAGCAGGACCUAUCAUGAUCAUUGCACAGUUCCAUAGUGAAGUAAAAUAGCCUUUAAGUGUCACUUUGUUUCUAAAGCCCCCAGCACAUAAUCAAUUUUGUAUUAGUAGACACCAUCUAGAAACAUUGUAGUUUUUGAUAUGCAUUUUCUUGGAAUAUCUUACUUUAAAUAAUAUAAUUUUGGACCAUUUUCUUUCAAAGUAUUAAGGCUGUACCAGUACUCAAAUAGCAUGUUCUUACCGAUAAUAGAUCAGUAAAGGCAUUAGCUUAGAGUUUUAGUUAACAGAUGUUAAAACAUAGUGACCAAAUAUUUCAAAGCUGUUUGCAAGAUUAAGGUUAGUAAAACAGUAACAUGAGAUUCAAUGUUUUGACUUUCAUGUUUUUUCUCUCACUAUUUUUUGUUUGAGCCCAGAUUUUUGGUUUUGAUCAAUUUUAAUGUUACAGUACAUACCACUAUUCUUUCCAUUACUCAUCUUUUUUUACUUAAGUCUGUUCAUGUUGGUUAUAUACUUUUAUUCUUAUCUUACUGUACUGUGUUUCAUUGACAAAUGCUUACAAUUAUUUGGCUUAAUUUUGAACCUGGAGAUGUGCCUUCUCCGCUGUUCAUUUUGAAUGGAGCCCGGUUUGCAGCUACAGAAAUUUAUUCCACAAUAA
Messenger RNA from Etheostoma spectabile (orangethroat darter), 3848 nucleotides. It is a transcript of the gene zyx, whose product is annotated as zyxin. Bases 292 to 2166 code for a protein of 624 amino acids. The transcript has 10 exons. Gene Ontology annotation, cellular component: cytoplasm; focal adhesion; stress fiber. The record is from RefSeq and is a predicted model, not a curated record. Gene Ontology annotation, biological process: transforming growth factor beta receptor signaling pathway; integrin-mediated signaling pathway. Lineage: Eukaryota; Metazoa; Chordata; Actinopteri; Perciformes; Percidae.